This is a messenger RNA of Brassica rapa (field mustard), 6139 nucleotides long. RefSeq lists its product as uncharacterized. The record is from RefSeq and is a predicted model, not a curated record. Gene Ontology annotation, molecular function: nucleic acid binding; zinc ion binding. Lineage: Eukaryota; Viridiplantae; Streptophyta; Magnoliopsida; Brassicales; Brassicaceae.
UACUUUCACUACUCCUUUAGGUUGGUUUUGCAUUUGACUGAAAGUGAGGUACACUUUUACAUUUGACUUGAAUAUUUGGGUUGGUUUUAGCAAAUGUACCAUCAAAAACUGAUUUCUUUUUCUAAAGUUAUUAUAAUUCAUAGUAAAUUUAUAGAUUUUUAGUAUUCAGUGUAAUCAAGUCUAGAUUUUGAUAUGUAGAAAAAAGUUUGGAUAAGUGAGAAAUCAACAAUGGUUAUAAAUGGAAAAAAAAUAUUAUAGCAAUCAGAUAAGAUUGAAAAUUAUAGGAUAUGUAAAAUAAUAUGAUAAGGCUGGGAAAAAUAUGUAAAUCCGAAGAACGUAUCUAAUCCGAUUCGGAAAAAUAGUAUUGAACUGUACCAAAAUUGGUUAAAUAUUCAAACAUUUUCAAAAUUUUGGUAUCUAGAAAAUUGAAAACGAACCUGAUCCUUACCAAAAUAUUUCGGAUACCUGUUUGUAUCUGAAAUAGAUUUAUAAACCUAAGUAUAUUGAUUAUUUUAAAAUUUAGGAUAUAUAAAAAUAUUCAAAAUAUAUAAGAUAUUUUGACAUUGUCCAAAUACUUGAAAGUAUAUACAUAUAGUUAAAAAUAAAUGUAUAAAAUAGCUUAAAAUACUCAAAACACCAAAAAUAGUUGAAAUAUAUAUUGAUUCUCUAUCCAAAUAUUCAAUCCAAACAAAUUUAUAUGUUAAGGUAAGUAAUUUGGCAUACAUUAUUCAAAUUUAUAGGUAAGGAUAUAUGUUUUUAUAUUUUGAGAAAUUUUAAAUUUAAAGCAUAUGAUGAAUUAUAAAUUUUUAAAAUUAAUUUAAACCAAUUCUCUGAAUCUGAACCGAACUUGAAAGAUCUGAAACGAACUGAAACCAAAAUUUAUAAAUAAAAAAAAGCGAAUGAAGCUGAAAUAUUUAUUCCAAAAUUUUUAAACCUGAAUAAACCAAAAUUUAUGUAAAAAAAAAAGCAAAUGAAACUGAAAUCUUUAUUCCAAAUUUUUUUAACUUGAAUAAAUCUGAAUGGCUACCCGACACCUUAAGAAUAGAAUUUAUUUUUUCUAUUUAUGUUUUCAUUUUUUUGUCAAUUUGCAUUUAUGUUUCACUAGGUGAAGAUAGCAUUAAUUUUAAUAAAAAUAAAAAUAUACGUUUCUAUAAAAGAAUAGUCAAUUUAGAUCUAUAAGGGAAUUACGGAUAGAAGUCAAUUAAAUGCACGUAGGAUCGAAUCAACACUUAACCCUGUCAUUCAAUAUCGUGUUCCAGCUUUUCCUUUGUAAUGAUGUGCGCUUGACAACUAAUGAUAACUUCAUGAGAAGCAACGACGAUGGUGCUAUAGCAAAUGAAACAUAGAUUAAAUAAUCAAAAUUAGGUGCACGGGGUGGACAUGAAUUCGAUUAGUAGAAAAUUAUAUAUAUAUUUUUAUAUAGUACAUAGUUGUCACCUAUAUUAUUUGUAUACCUAAUUGUCACUUAUAUAAAUUAUAAUAUAUUUAAAGAUAUAUCAUCAAUAGUUUAUUAUAUAUGGAUGCUGUUAAUCAUGCAUGUACUUAUUAAAACUUAAUUAUUAUUUUUUACAACAAAAUACUAAGAAACUAAGAGGAUCUAAAAAGUUAAAAACAACACGCGCCUUUGUACGCGCCCCCUAAUAGCGAUUAGAAAGGCAAACCCUAACUCACUUCCCGACUUGAAAUUCGGCAAGCUCCGGUGUGAUCGCUGCUGAUAGACUAGUUCCAGAGCCUUCUCUACUCCUAUUCACCAACCUCUCUCCUGUUCUCGCCAUGGAGUCUGGGAUUGAAGCUCCUCCGCCUUCGUCACUUUUGCAGAACAUCAACUCUGUAAUCAGUGGCUCUCCGUCGGCUCCGAUGGAUUCGAACAAUGGAUCUCCUGUAGUCGCCAACUCUCUGUCUCUUCCCACGUCAUCCUCACCGUUGUCGCGGUCUUUGUCUAUGCCAUCGACUCUGUCUUCAUCAGCUUUGUUGACUGCUGAAACCUCUCAAGACCGAACCGUAGAUCUUCCUCUGGGUUCAGGUUCUGUUCUUGUUCAAGCUUGUGAUCCUCCUUCUUAGUUGAUGGCACCAGCUAGUGUCAGAGUUCAAGAAACAUCUACAACUUCAGAAGGCAAUGUCACGCUUGGUUCUCAAGAUGAUUGCAGUGCUCCGUCUGUCAUUAACUCUAUCAUUAACAGUUCGGAGUCAGCUCAGUCGCAGCAACAGGAAACUAUAACUUCUGAUGUCAUUGAUGCACAAACAACGCCAUCUGAAAAUUCUACUCAAGCUACAACUACAUUCAUCCCUACAUUGAGAGCUUGGGCAAAGCCUCUUCUUUUCAAACCUCCUGCUACUCCUCCUGAACCAUCAACUCCUCAAAACUAUGAUCCAACACUAAUUGGGAAUCAGUUAGCAGCUCUCUGGCCGUUCUUAACAGAUGAGAUCUUAAACAAGAAACCAAAGAGCAAGCAUCCAACUCGUACUCUUCAGCCUCCGAUUGAGAAGCUUCCUCCACCGGAGCUAAAACCUGAUGGUAGUCUUCGAUUCCCUUGGGCCGCAAGAUUAAGUCCUCAAUCUCGAAACCUUUACCGGGCAGCCACUCCAACUUACAGGCUUGAUGGUACACCAAAGUGCUUAAGCUUGGUCCGGAGAAUAAAGAUGAGUAUAUCAUCGGCAAGUUUCACAGGUGUUCUCUUCCCCCAGGUGGUCUGGUUCAUGCGGUGGUAAAUAGAAUCUGGGGAAGAAGCUGUAAGAUUAGUUGCAAAAAACUUGGUGAGUCGUCAUUCAUGUUUCGUAUCCCGCACGAACCUACUCGUCAUUGGGUUAUUCAAAGAGGUGUGUGGCAUAUAGAUGACUGCUUGCUUUUCGUUCUACCGUGGACUCCAGAAGGCUCUUUCAAAAUCCCGGAAAUCUCUACUCUUCCGGUAUGGGUAAAUUUGAAGAAUAUUCCUGAUUGUUGCUACUCGAGAUUAGGAAUAAGUCAUGUUGCUUCAGGACUUGGAGAACCUAUUCUUACACACAAGCCUCGACUUGAUCCAACCAGUAUGGGUGAAGCAAUAGUUUUAGUUGAGAUGGAGCUGGAUAGAGAUUUUCCGAAGCUUAUUGCACUUGAUGAUAAGCAAGGUAGUAUAUUUCUUGUUGAUGUUGAAUAUACGUGGAUUCCAUCUACGUGUGAAAGAUGUGGUAGACUUGGCCACAAAGCAAAGAGAUGCCUCUUACAUUCUAAGCCGGCUAACGAUUCAGCCGUGCUGCCACAGACAAAAGAUGUUCCUAGUGAGAUCCCUGUUGUGGAUAUUGAUCUUAUUCUACAUGAAAAGGAUACUUCGGCUUCACCAUCAUCGGCUAUGCAUCCAAAGGAUCCAAAAGCUAUUGAAAACCUAUUGAUUCCUACUCCAGAGUCGGGCCACGUCUUAGAAGAGGUACGCCUUGUCGCUGUGCUUGGAACUUUAUCUCCUUCUUCUCAUUCACAACAAGAGAAGCCCAUUGUUCCGCUUAAAUCAGUUCCUGCUUACUCCACAUUAGUAGAUGCACAGUCUACUCCCACUUAUUCACAGAUUAUGGAAACCUCUCCAUCAAGUAUUAUCAAUAACAAGGUCCUAGAGUCCUCUGUUAUUGAUCCUUUAACCACAUCAACUAAUCAUUGUGCCUUUGAGAGUCCUUCUCGUUUUACAGUGUUAGAAGAAGUGGAUGAAGCUGAAAUUGAGCUUUCAAACUCGUUCAGCUUGACUAGAGGUGGGAGAGAGUCAAAGCCUCCCAUCAAGUACCAAAACAUGGAAUGGAAGUCAGUUCGAGGGAGAGGAAACCGUGGCCGACGAGGCCGUGGCUCCUAUCAUUAGCUAGUGUCCUUCUCACCAUCAAUGGUUUAUCUAGUCUCAACCUUUGUUGUUUCAUUGGUUUGAGAUUCACUCUUACAUGAAACUUGUUUCAUUCCAGCUUUUCCAAACUAUAAGAUUUCCAAUCUUAUCUUGUAAUAGUUUAAGUUUUAAAUUGAAAGCCCUUAGUUCAAAAAAAAAAAGAAACUAAGAGGAUCCCUGAUCCGAGAGCCACAUCGGGGGGACUGAAUCAACAUAAACCAUAGCAGAUGGCGAAGUCCUAGCACCUCGUGCUAACUUGUCCGCCAGAGUAUUUUGUGCCCUUGGAAUAUGUUGGAUAGAGAAGUUGAGGAAGAAAUACUUACAUCGCAGAAACUCCUCCAUAUGUGUAGUGAACGCCGGCCAUUCUGUUGGUGUAGACACCAUCUUCACCAAUUGAGAGCAGUCAGUUGCAAAUACCACCUCUGUAAUUUGUAGGGUCUUCAUGCACUCCAUCGCCCAUAUCAAAGCUUCACAUUCAGCAUGUAAAGGUGAUAGACUCCUGCGAAUAGACAUUGCACCCAUCAUAGUAUCAGUGGAUUCAUUUAAAACUUAAUUUAUAAAUUGAUAUUUGUAAGGGAUAAUUUGUGAACUACCCUAUUUAAGAUUGUAAAUUUGAAAAAUAUACUGUUUUAAUAUUAUUUUGAAAACUACACUUAGUUAUGUCUUAUAAGAUUAUUUGGCCCUUUUGAAUUUUAAAUUCAAAACAUUUUAAGAGUGAAAAACUCGAGAUUGUUAUUUGAGAUAAUUUUACUGAAUAUAUAACAAAUUUAGCAAAUUAGAAUAUAUUCAAAAUAUAUAUGGGUAACUAUAAAACUGUAAAACACAAUCUUAUAUAAAGAGUAUUCGUAAAACCCUAUUAUCGUAUUUGUUAUUAAGUGUUUUUGAACUAUAAAACCUGUUGUUUAAUCAUGAACUUUAUGAGAGUUGGGUAUAAGAAAACCUAGCGAAGAAAUUAAAAGAUAUGUUAUUUGCUAUAUAUGUAUUCCAAAUUAUGUAUACUCGUGUUAUAUUAAGAAAAGCCAAAGUUGUCAAAGAAGCAGAGUGAAUAACUAUUCUAUCUGAGAAACUACUAUAGAUAUCUUUGCAUUUCGCCAUGAUCUUAGAAAGAAAUAGAGUCAGAGUUUGACUAAUUUUUUGACACCACAUUCGUUCUUUUGACAACUACUGAUAUAUCAACUGGAGAUAGAAGGCAAUCUCUUAAUUUCCAAAGCACAUGAAGCUAUUGUUACGAUAUGGCCCUAAAUUUUGAUGAAAUAAGAAAACUGUGGUGAUUAUCAAAUGUAUCUAAGAGUCGAAAGUUUAUAACAAAAAAAAUAUCAAACUCCAAAAUUAUGUUGGCACGUCUUCCUCUUCAGAUACAAAAGAAAAAAAGAACUACACUGAUUUGAUAGUUACGAAAACCAGAAUUUCUAAACAAAUCAUACCAAAUUUCCGAUUUUCUUGUAUACCAAAUCAAUCGUUUUUUUAUUUCUAUUAUUUUUUUAUUUAACUGUUGAAAUUUUCUACUUUCAAUAAGGUUAAUUUAGUCACUUCACUUAUAAAUAACUGUAGUUUUCAAAAAAAUUAAAAAUAUGGUGUAGUUUUAAAAAUAAAAUCUCAUUUUAUGGCAUUUUUCCAAAUUUUCCCUAUUUGUAAUGCUUAUCUGAAAAAUGUAAACUGUAAAUUUUAUAGUUUAGAACCAGUGAUUUGCCGGCGCUACGCACUGGGUUUGUAUCUUUCAUUUUUAAUAAGUUUGAAAUUAUUUUUUGAUCUAUUUGAUAGUGGUAAGUAAAAAGUGUUUAUGGGAUGACCAUGUUUUGUCUGUGAAUCACUGCGAUAAUGGUCGUUGACACAAAUUUUAGUGGGAGAGAGGAAAAAUUAAAGGAAAUCACUAUUUAUUAAUUGCAAAGAAAAGAUGCAGAACAAAAGAGAAAAGGCAAACGAUCGCAGUUAAGUUUGGGGACACAAACGUUUGUCAAUUUCAUUUAGUUAUUGAUAUAUGUGUUUCUCUUGUUUCACUCGAAUAGCCAAACUCCGAAGAAAUUUAAUUAGUAUUACUAAUAAUUCGUGAUGUUUAAUACAAUAAACGUGAACCAACUAAAACGAACUGAACCAAAAUAAAGAAAAAAUAAAGAAAGUGGUUUGGAUCAGCCAAUAUCAUAUAAAUCAAAUGUUUUUUUUCCUAAAUCGCAGUACACCGAUAAAAUUCGGUUAUAAACCAAUCAAUCCGGAUAAACCAAUAAAUGAUUACUUUAAGGAUAGUAAUUUAGAUAUCUGAUCAAUUAUAUAAUAUAAAUGAUAUAUAUAUAUAUAUAUAAAUUGUU